Messenger RNA from Calypte anna (Anna's hummingbird), 4581 nucleotides. RefSeq names its product forkhead box J2 (gene FOXJ2). Gene Ontology annotation, biological process: regulation of transcription by RNA polymerase II. Gene Ontology annotation, cellular component: nucleus. Gene Ontology annotation, molecular function: DNA-binding transcription factor activity, RNA polymerase II-specific; RNA polymerase II cis-regulatory region sequence-specific DNA binding. Lineage: Eukaryota; Metazoa; Chordata; Aves; Apodiformes; Trochilidae. The record is from RefSeq and is a predicted model, not a curated record. The transcript is spliced from 11 exons. The coding region runs from base 463 to 2100 and encodes 545 amino acids.
GAGACAGCAAGAUUUUUUUCCAGAAAAAAUUUGCCCACCCUUAAGGACAAAGUGCACCUAGAGGAACGAGAAGAGAGAUUCACAGGUAGGGAAACUGAGGAAAUUGAUCUCUGAAAUAAUCUGACAAUCAAUGAAAAGGCUGUCUACCAAGGGAACACCCCUUCAGUAGUCUAGCUGCCAAAAGGGAGAGAUGAUCUCCAUCCUGGGAUAAACCCAGCAGUUUUAAGAUACUGACAGUCCCAAAUAGAUUGUUUUAAUACUCAAGAUCCUGAUACCAUCUGCAAACUCUUCGUCCUCAAAUUAUUUCUUCAAGAAGCUCUUAGAAUAAAUAGCUGACAACAACGCUCUGAGGAUGGGUCUCUGAGAAGGAGUGUGAAGGGCAGCACCCCAGAAAUCGGCACUGAAGAUAAUCCACCUGCCUUCAGAAAAUCUUCCAGAGUGAAUACUUCUGCUUCUGGCAUCAUGGCCUCUGACCUGGAAAGCAGCCUCACUUCCAUAGACUGGCUCCCACAGCUUACUUUAAGGGCUACAAUUGAAAAAUUAGGUGGUUCUUCACAAGCAGGACCUCCAGGGACUGCCCGAAAGUGUCCCCCAGGCUCACCAACAGAUCCCAAUGCCACCCUGAGUAAGGAUGAGGCUGCAGUGCACCAAGAUGGAAAGCCACGUUAUAGCUAUGCCACUUUGAUCACAUAUGCCAUCAACUCAUCACCUGCCAAGAAGAUGACACUCAGCGAGAUCUACCGUUGGAUCUGUGACAACUUUCCCUACUACAAAAAUGCUGGUAUUGGUUGGAAGAACUCUAUUCGUCAUAACCUCUCUCUGAAUAAAUGUUUUCGGAAGGUGCCUCGACCUAGAGAUGAUCCUGGGAAGGGCUCUUAUUGGACAAUAGAUACAUGUCCAGAUAUAUCUCGCAAGAGGCGGCAUCCUCCAGAUGAUGAUAUACCACAAGAUUCCCCAGAGCAAGAGGCAAGUAAAAGCCCCCGAGGGGCUGUUCCAGUCAGCACAGAAGCCUCUUUGCCACCUGAGGCCACCCCUCAGCUGUCACUCCAGAGCACCACCCCCAUUGCCAACUACAGUCAGCAGGGUGCAGGGCCUGUGGAUGUUGCUUCUACUGUAGCAGGGGGACAGGGUCGUGAAGGGGCUGAUGUGCCACCCCCGCUGUACAGUGCCAACCAUGACUUCAAGUUUUCCUACUCUGAGAUCAACUUCCAGGAUCUUAGUUGGUCCUUCCGAAACCUCUACAAAUCCAUGCUGGAGAAAUCAUCUUCCUCUCAGCACGGUUUCUCUUCUCUCCUUGGUGACAUGCAGCCCUCCAACCACAACUACUACAUGUACCAGCAGCAGCAGCAAGGCCCCUCAUCAGUGGGUGCUGCUCCCCCACUCCACACUCCAACCCCAGAGGGUUGCCCAUCCCAAGGUGGGAAGCAGCAGGGUAGUGAAGGUUAUGGCCCUCCACCAGUGAUGUCCAUGCACCCACCUCCAAUGCAGCAUGGAGGCUACCACCAGCAUCAGCAACAUCACCCACACUCCCACCCACAGCAGCAGCCACCACAUCAGCACCAGCAGCAGCAGCAGCAGUCACAGGCUUCAAUCAACAGUGCUGGCUUUGCCUUUCCCCCUGAUUGGUGCUCCAACAUCGAUUCCCUGAAGGAAAGCUUCAAGAUGGUAAACCGGCUGAACUGGUCUAGCAUUGAACACUCCCAAUUCUCAGAGCUGAUGGAGAGUCUGCGCCAGGCUGAACGGAAGAACUGGACGCUGGAUCAACACCACAUUGCCAGCCUCUGUGACUCCCUUAAUCACUUCCUUACCCAGACUGGUCAGCUCCCUCAUCUGGUUGGCCCACAGCAGCCCCCUCGAAUCUCUGAAUCUUGUGCCCUGAAUAGUGGCAAACAGGAGCAAUCUAUGAACCAAGUUAACUCCUAUGGUCAGCCCCAGCCUCCCCAUCUCUUCUCUGGGCCAUCUCCUAUGUACCAGAUUUCCACCCAGGACUCUCCAGGAUAUAAUCGCCCAGCUCACCAUCUGGUCCCUCGGCCUCCAGGGCCUCCUCCAGGCGCCAAUGAGGAAAUCCCCGAUGAUUUCGACUGGGACUUGAUCACCUAGCGAGUUACAGACUUGAUCACUCGUCCUGUGUGAAGGAUGUGGGAGGCAAGGGGGACAUGGGGUGAAUGGUGCCAGCACCGCCUUCCCCAGCCUCCCUGCCUUGCCUGUAUAUAGAUAUAUAUUCUCUAUCUCCGCCAGAGAAGCCACCGCAAGAUGCUGCCGAAGAUAAUCCUUCCUUGCAUCCUGUUUUAUCUUCUUUUUCUUCUUUUGUUUAUUAUUAUUAUUGUUGUUAUUAUUAUUAUUACCAAUAAUUGAGCACAGCCCUCCCUCUCCUCUGGUGGCCUCGGAUGCAUCAGAUCGGCUCUUUCGUGUUGCAUGGUGCUCUGUGGAGGGCAGAAAGAUGGGUCCUUGGUGCCAUGAAAAGACCUUGGAAGGCUGAAUCCUCAAGUGCAUCUUCCUCUGCCUCUGUCAUUUUGCGUUUAACAAUCCCUCUUUCCCUUCAGGGUGGCCAGUGAAUCUGUCGUAUUGGCUACUGGAGUGAGAGAGCCUGGUGGACCCUGAGAGCCUGUAGUUCUGUUGUUUCGUAAAUGUUGAAAAGGUCAGGAGGCUAAAGGGACACUGGAGAGGUGAUCUUAGCUCUGUGAACUUUCUCACACCAACAGGAAAAGCAAGAAAAGAAGUAGAGUUCCCAAGUACAAAGAGAGGGUAAUCCCUGAGGUAGGGAGAGCUGAGUUGGGUGGGUAGACUUGGAGUUUGGAGAAGGGAGAAUGUAGCAGAGAUGGUAUUUCAGCAGAGUAGUGUAGUUGCAGAAUGCAGUUCAUCUGCGAGGGCUGAGAGAGAUUUUGAGGGAAUCCUGACCUAUUUUCUACACUGCCUUUUACAGUCUCUGGGUGAAGCCUACAUCCCCAUCAGGGAAAAGAAGCAGUCAGAGGUGUCACAUGUGAUUCAGCAAAUCCUAUUCCCCAGAGCUUUUCAUUUCACCCCCCAACCCUUCAAGCCCUUCAGAAUAUGUAGUGAGGCUUUUUACUUGUAUAUGCAAAUUUGGAAGUUUUCUCCUCAUCGGUAUUUGUUCCGUUGGUGUUUGGCCCCUUGCCCUUCAGUAGUUCUUUGGAGACUGUCCUUGUCUGUGGUUUGAGAGUGCCAGCAACAGGAAUUGUGUUGCGUAGGUUCAGAUUCUCAGUCAGUGGUUCUAUUUUGUGCAUGGUGGGAUAAUGGUGGGAAGACAAAAAGGCUCAAAGUGGAGGUCAAUUAGAGGAUGUCUGGUCAAGGGGCUGGACCCUCUGCUCGAGUAACUAGGAGGCCCUCACAAGUGCUUUUUAUAAGAGGUGCAUUAGAAGAGAGAGGAUGAAGUGUGGCGGAGUUUUAAACCAAGCAGCCAAAGAGUGUAGUAUAAAAGGGAGGACGGUGGGUCAGACCCCUUGCAGUUCAGCCAGGGAAGUGAUAGAAUCUUAAUGUAAAGCCUGAAGGACGAGUUUUGUCAGCAUGUGCAAAUCAGGAAGGUGGAAAAGGUGCAGGAGCAGGAGUGAGUGUUGAGAUGCCUCCUCCCCGAAGCAGUGUCCUGUGUUCACCUUUUUUCUGGUAUAGCUCUGUUCAGUCAAACCUCUUGUUUAUUCUUAGUAUUUUGUAAAGCCUCCCCAUAGCCCUUAUUCCCUGUUUGUCAGUGAAAGGAACCAAGAUGAAGAUACCGUGGCUUCUUGACAGACCUGGGGCAGGGGAGUAAUAACCUCUACUCUCACUGCAGGAAGGUGGGGAACUAGCAUUGCUUUUGAAAUUUGCUGUGGGGAUAAACCAAUUGGAUCUUUAUUGAGAAAGUGGACAGAAUCUUGUAUUGGGGGAGGGGGGGUGGGGACAUUUUUGUUUCUUCUUUUUUUUUUUUUUCUUUCUUUUAAGUGUGUGUUUGCGGGGGGUGAGUUCCUCAUUGGGUGUUUCUGAGAGAAAUGAGGAAUCCCAGAGCCAACUUCAACAUGGAGUCAGCUGUCAUCUCUACUGCCUCAGGAUGGGAAUGAUUAAACUUGGAAGCGUGUGUGAUGGGUUUAUAUGGAAAGUGGCACCUGAGACAACCAUGAGAGAACAGCUCUGGUAGGUGCCAGUUGGUGCUUUGCAAAGAAUGUUACUGAGAGCCAGCCCUGUGAAAGUCUGAAAACACCACUGGAAGAAAAAACAACCAAGAUGGCUCCAUCUGCUUACCCAAGUGCUCAUCAUUUGCAUAUUUGCCUCAUUUGCAUAUUAAGUUGCGCCUCAUUUGCAUAUGUAAAUACAUGCCGGUCAGUGUGCAAAUUAGCCUUGUUCCUCUGCCCCUGAAAUAAACGUGUGGUGUUAGUGCGUGGGACGGCACUGGGUGGGCGUGCGGAGCUCUGCAGGGUGCCUGCAGGGAGGGGUGGGAUGCUGUGUCACCACCAGGGGCUCUGGCAGGCCCCUCCAGCAUGGUGUGGUCCCCCCGUGCUUUUUGUCAGUGGUCAGGGAGAGAGGGGCGUGGUCUCACGAGUUUAUUUUUGUGCAUGCUUUCUUAAUAAAAAGGAAAAGUGAAUGUUUAUGGUUUAA